This is a messenger RNA of Durio zibethinus, 1343 nucleotides long. RefSeq lists its product as uncharacterized. Gene Ontology annotation, biological process: response to stress. Lineage: Eukaryota; Viridiplantae; Streptophyta; Magnoliopsida; Malvales; Malvaceae. The record is from RefSeq and is a predicted model, not a curated record. Gene Ontology annotation, cellular component: phagophore; autophagosome.
UUAUUUGCCGUCUUUCAUUUUUUAUUUUUUUUUUUUUUUUUUUGAGAAAUAUUAGCCGUAUUUCCUUAUUCUACUCGCCUUGGCCUACUAGGAGUUGGGGUUUGGACCAAGUGAACUAGGGUUUAAUUCGGAAUCUUCCCCUCUUCUACGCCUAAGAAAACCUUUCAUGUAACGUCCAAGUAUGAGGUAAAUUGAUUAAACCUGCUUCUGUAUCUGAAAAUUGCAUUAAAGCAUCCUUGUGAUUGUUCAAUAUGGAUAGCAAAUCUAAAGGCAUAGCCUGGGUUGGCAACAUCUAUCAGAAGUUUGAAGCUAUGUGCAUGGAGGUGGAUGAUAUAGUGUGCCAGGAAACAUUGAAAUAUGUUGAAGACCAGCUGCAGACUGUGGGUGCUAAUGUUAAACAUUUCUGCACAGAAUUAAUACAUGAGGUGCUCCCUUCAUCUCCUAUCAAUUCGAUGGAAGAGCUUAACUCAUCUCUGGUGCAAAAUGCUGGCGUCACAGCCAAUGAAUAUUUGAACAUAAGUGUUGAUGAAGAUCACUCUCACAAGGAACUGAUCCAUUCCUUUUUCGUCGAAUCUGUUGAGGAUGUGCACUUUGGUUUAUCUUCGGAGCCAAGUACAGAGGAUGAGAGUGCCCUAGCUCAUUGUGCAGGCAUCAUACCAUCCGACUCUGUAAUUUUGGUUCAAGCUUUUGAGAAUGAAGCUCGUGACAUUGAUUCUACUCUACAUGACACCUCAUUAGAAUCAAAGGAGGCUAGCCAUAAAUCUGUUUCAAAAGUGGAACUGGAAGCUGUUCCUGUUCCAUCUUUUGAUAAGGUAAAGCUCGAAGAAAGCUGCGUUAUAGUAGACGGAAGUGAGCUUCAUUCCUUCUCUAAUAAAUUAAGAGAAAGCCGGUCAUUCAAGAAGAAGUUUCGGGAGGCUUUUUCUUCUAAGACAAGGUUUGCGAAGUGGAAAAAUGAGCAGCAUGCUGGAUCUAGUAAGGAGAAAGGAAACAGUGCUGAACUAUCCAGUCAAACCAACAAAUCUGAAUCACAAGACAUGGAAUUUUAUGAAUCAGAUUGGGAGAUUGUUUAGAUAAAGUUAAAUUGGUUUUUGUUUAUGGCCUUUGUUGCGCAGAUAAAAUAAUAAGAAUGUAGACAAACGUUCUUAAUGAAUGAGACUGGAAUUUCCCUCGGUUAAAAUGUAUAGAUAGAGAAGGAGAGAAUUAGGCACUCGAGUAAGCUUGAGGAAACCCAAACUGUUGGACCGAUUGAAACUUGUUUUGUGUAAAUUGCGGUAGGCUUUUUAGCUGUUACUGCGAAUUGUGUGUAUGUGUGUGUUUUUUUGCCUUGGUUAUGAUAAAUUCCA